This is a messenger RNA of Pleuronectes platessa (European plaice), 1243 nucleotides long. RefSeq names its product myelin and lymphocyte protein. Gene Ontology annotation, cellular component: membrane. The coding region runs from base 159 to 626 and encodes 155 amino acids. Gene Ontology annotation, molecular function: structural constituent of myelin sheath. The record is from RefSeq and is a predicted model, not a curated record. NCBI's taxonomy places the organism in Eukaryota, Metazoa, Chordata, Actinopteri, Pleuronectiformes, Pleuronectidae. Gene Ontology annotation, biological process: myelination. The transcript has 4 exons.
AGCUUCAAGUAGAGGGAUGGAGGGGUAGGUGCAUUGGAGGAGGGAGGAGUGGAGAGAGAGAGAGAAAUAGAGAGAGAGAGAGAGAGAGACUUUAAAAAGCAGAUUAAAGCAGAUUACACAUCUCAUUCUAGAGGAAUCACACACACACUGUUUGGACUAUGGCUUCCACCACCUCCGGGGACGUCCUGCCCACCGGCUGCAGGAUCUUCACCUCCGUUCCCGACAUCUUCUUCCUCCCUGAGUUUGUGAUCGGAGGUCUGGUGUGGAUCCUGGUGGCCUCGACCCGCGUGGUGCCUGACAACCCUCUGGGCUGGGUGAUGUUCGUGUCCGUCUUCUGCUUCGUCUUCACUACGCUCUGGUUCUUCAUCUUCAUCUGUGGAGCCAAUCAGAGCAGCGUCUGGCCCUCCCUGGAUGUGGGUUAUCAUUUUGUCGCGGUGGUUUUCUACCUCAGUGCGUCGGUGGAUUUGGCGUACAUCACCUUUCUGUGGGGACAAGUGUCUUUUCUCUCGGCUGCUGAUCUCAAAACCUUUCGACUGGAUAUUGCUGCAGUGGUGAUGUCCUUUGUGGCCACGCUCCUCUACUUCCUUCACGCCAUUUUCUCGGCCAUCCGAUGGAAGAGGUCCUGAAACCAAAGCCAGAAGAACCGAGCUGAGCUGCCAGCUCCUCACUGAACCAUGGUUAUUCUUUUGUUCUUUUUUUAUUUUAUUAUUAUGCUUUUGAACUAAUGCGGGAAAUCAUUAAAUGAAUGAGAGGAAAACAAGCAGGAUGAGGAACUUUUUCAAAUAUGAAUUAAUAAGAGCACAUGUGGCCUAACCAGUCAAACAACCAGGCAAUCAAUCAAUCAAUCAAGAAAAUGGCCGAUCUCAGAAUAUGAUUUAAAAGAGUCAGUAAUGUCCCUUGACGGCGGAUGGGUGUAGAUUCAAACUCAGAUCUAAUCACAUGUUCACAAGCAGCUUUUCAAACUAUGUGACGUGAACUCGUCUACGUAGAAAUAUGCUUCAUAAAUCAAACUUAUUAUUGUUAUUGUUAAGAUAACUUGAUGAGGACAUAACAAACUUGUGCUGUUAUUUUCAUCAAAUUAAGUCAAAUUAUAAAAACAGCAGUGCCUUUACUUUUUUCACUUUUUAUAAUCUUCUGUUUAUUUUCACACUUUUUAUAGACUUGCUGUAUUUUCACUGUUUUCAUGAAGACGUAUGACGGAUCAAUGAUGAAGUUUUGGAAGUAAAAUUUUCUACAAAUCCAA